CUGGCCCCGAUGGUGGAGAAAGUGAAUCCAUUCAAAAGAUCAUUGCUUCUGCAGGAAUUAUUUGUGAACAUUCAUUGCAAGUUGAGUGCAGAGCUAAAGAAUAUCCAUUGCUUCCAUUGUCAGAGUUAGGUCAAGAUGUGAUUUGCAACUCUGAUGUCGGACUGAUCUGCCUCAACAAAAACCAAGGUGUCCAGCAACAAUGCUUAGAUUAUGAAAUUAUUGUGCAAUGUUGUGUUCCGUGUGGAAGUACAACUACACCAACAACUACAACCACCCCUACAACAACCAGCACUUCCACUACUACAACCUCCACAACUACCACAACAACCCCAACAACUACAUUAGUAACAACUACUCCUCAGUCAACCACAACCUCCACCAGCACACCUUUUCCCAUCAUUACAGGACCAACACCUACAUCUCCCCAUGCUGCCUCACAAAUCAGCACUCCUUGUGUCUGCUGGUUUAAUGGAACUCAAAUUAAACCUGGCAUGCCGCUCUACAAUGUGACAGAUUACGAUGGGUGGUGUUUUAGUGCUUUUUGUACUGAAACAUGUGGAAUUGUAAAGCAUUUUGCACCUUGUAGCACUGCUGUCACAUCCAGUCCAACGUCACCCACUACAGUGCCUAAGCUUAAUUGUCUCAAUACAUACCCACCCCGAAAGAAUGGUGAAUCAUGGCGUAGUGGUAACUGCAGCACGAAUACUUGUGUCAAUGGCUCUAUAAUUGUGACCAAAACGCAAUGUAAACCUACAAAGACACCUGUGUGCGUCAAUGGUUAUAGUCCAGUUAAAGUCUAUGAUGAUUCUGGAUGUUGCUUUCAGGAGGAAUGCAGAUGUCUCUGCUCUGGGUGGGGUGACCCUCAUUACAUCACUUUUGAUGGUACAUACUACCCCUUCCAAGGAAACUGUUCAUAUGUACUAGUCAAAGAGAUUUACCCAAAAUACAACUUCAGUGUUAUCAUUCAAAACUACUAUUGUGAUGCCCCAGACCAUCUCUCCUGUCCCCAGUCUCUUACUGUGUAUUACAAAUCUUACGAGAUUAUGAUGACACAAAAGGACAUCAAUGGAAUUUUCAAAAAUCUGGUCUAUAUCAACAACAAGCAAAUCUUCCCAGCUUAUAAGAACAGUGACUUCAGCAUCACAGAUAAUGGAAUUGACACCUUGUUGUACAUACCAGACAUCAACGCAUGGGUCUCCUUCAGAGGCCUCAUGUUUAGCAUUGAUCUUCCAUACUCCAAAUUCUUUAACAACACAGAGGGACAGUGUGGGACAUGCGACAACAACCGGACCGACGACUGCCUCCUGCCGAAUGGCACGGUCAUUUCCUCUUGCCCCAAAAUGGCAAACCACUGGAAAGUCCAUGAUAACGAGACGUGCCCCCCACCAGUGAACCCCACACCCCCGCCACACCCACCGGUCUGUAAUCGGACCAUCUGCGAACUGCUGAAAUCCAAAGUCUUUGAAAAAUGCCACAAGGUCAUCCCGUAUGAGCCAUAUUAUGAGGGCUGUUCGUUCGACGUGUGUCACAUGCCGGUGCCCAUUGGCUGCAGCACGUUGCAGAUGUAUGCAUCGCUGUGCGCAGCUGCGGGAAUCUGCGUGGAUUGGAGGAACCAAACCCAUGGAGUAUGCGCCUACAAAUGCCAGGCUCCCAAAGUCUAUGAGCCGUGUGGCCCCCUGGUGGAACCAACCUGCAAUCUCAGGUACAACAAGAUGUUCUUUUCAUCCAAAAACGAGUACAGCAUUAUAAGAAAUAUGUUUGGUGAGGGGUGCUAUUGCCCUCCUGGUUCAACACUUAUGAGCCCCAAGUCUGACGUCUGCAUGAAGAGCUGCGACGUUUGCAUGUUACCCAAUGGACAAUGGAAGGAGGCUGGUUCAGUCUGGACCAUCGGUUGUGACACGUGCGAGUGUCUCAAUAACACUCUGACCAUCGACUGUGAGCCGAUGGAGUGCCCGUACCAGCCCCCGCUACACUGCAACCAGGAGGGCCAGGUGCUGGUCACCGAAGAAGUCGACUGCUGUCCCAAAGCAAAAUGCGCAUGUAACUCGAGCCUCUGUUCACCGAAAAACUUCACGUGUGACGUUGGAUUCACAAAAGAGAUAAUCAUGGGACCCUGUUGCCCUAUUUACUUUUGUGUACCAAUGGGAGUCUGCGUCUUCAAUAACACACCAUACCAGCCUGGGGACAGUGUGCCCGAGGGCCCGUGUGUGGACUGCGUCUGUGGCGCCAGUACAGUGGAUCCCAACACCAAGCUGCAUGUCAUCGAAUGUACGCCAAAAGUCUGUGAUCUCCACUGUUCUGAGGGUUAUGAGUACCAAGAUGUGGCAGGCCAGUGCUGUGGAAGGUGUGUUCAGGCCAGCUGCAUCGUCCAUUUGCCAAGUCAAACUGUGCACAUUGUUCAGCCUGGCACGGUCUGGGCAGCCCCCAACGAUCCCUGCAUAAAAUAUGAGUGUGCAAAGAUUGGCAACCAGUUCAUCACCACGGAAUACAUAAAGAUCUGCCCUUUCUUCAACCCCGCCAGCUGCAUUCCUGGUACGGUGAAAACAGGUGCAGAUGGAUGCUGCCCCACCUGUGUCCAAAAAUGCAAUGUCACAACGAACUCUACAUACCUGGUCAGUAAUGGCUGCCGAUCCAGUAACCAAGUGAUCCUGACUACAUGCAAAGGCUCCUGUGACACCUCCUCCGUGUACUCACUGCAAUCCAGAACCAUGGAAUACACAUGUUCCUGCUGUCAAGAAAUCACAACCACUGAGAAGCAGGUGGAGAUGACCUGCCCCGACGGGAGCACGUUCACCUACACCUACCUCAACAUCGAGCAGUGUGGCUGUGUCCAGAACGAGUGUCCCGCCAAGGCAGCGGGGUCCAGCUCCAUCCUGAAGAAACCCUGAAGACCAGGACUGAAGAUCACUGACGACGAUACUGUGUUUGUUUGAAUUUGUUCUCUAUUUAUGUUUUUUUGAUAAAUGCUUGAUUAAUAAUAUGAAUGUUAAGCUGUUCUUCUCUUUAACAUAAACCUAUCAACCAUUAACGAUUACACUUUCUGUUCCUAUCCCCUUGGCUUUGUAUCUUUUCAUUUUUAAAAUAUCAAUUCAUGAAUAAACUAUAAGUGCAUAUAUGAAA
Molecule: messenger RNA, 3120 nt
Organism: Paramormyrops kingsleyae
Lineage: Eukaryota; Metazoa; Chordata; Actinopteri; Osteoglossiformes; Mormyridae
Source: RefSeq, a predicted model, not a curated record